CGACACACGAGACAAGAUGAUAUAUAUGUAAUAUAUAUGUCACCUUUAGAAAGGUCUGAAGGUGUGCUGCUGCUACAAGGGGAGGUAUAUUUCUGAGUCGAGACGAAAAUGAACUUUGUGAAAUCUACCAGGUGGUUUGUGACUUUUACACUCAUCGGUCUGUUUGGUGAGUUAAAAAAAUUUCUCACUGAUUUUGUGACGUUUGUGGCAAAUGCAUUUGUUGAAAAGAAGUGAAUUGCUUGCGUUUUCCUCGGGCAUCUGAAAGAUUUAUCACGACUUUUGCGUAUGACACCAUUCAGAGACAGAACAAUAGUACGGUAGACGAGUUGCGUAGCUAGGGUUUGUGUCACCAGGUGCGUCAGAUUGAACUCUUUGAACAGAUUUUAUUGUGAUGUGACAGUUAGAUUGAACUCUUUGAACAGAUUUUAUUGUGAUGUGACAUUUAGAUUGAACUCUUUGAACAGAUGUUAUUGUUAUGUGACAGUGAGAUUGAACUCUUUGGACAGAUGUUAUUGUGAGUGACAGUUAGAUUUAACUCUUUUAACAGAUGUUAUUGUAAGUGACAGUUAGAUUGAACUCUUUUAACAGAUGUUAUUUUGAUGUGACAGUUAGAUUGAACUCUUUGAACAGAUUUUAUUGUGAUGUGACAGUAAGAUUGAACUCUUUGAACAGAUGUUAUUGUGUGCUGGUACAGCUAGAUUGAACUCUUUGAACAGAUGUUAUUGUGAUGUGACAGUUAGAUUGAACUCUUUGAACAGAUGUUAUUGUGAUGUGACAGUUAGAUUGAACUCUUUGAACAGAUGUUAUUGGGAUGUGACAGUCAGAUUGAACUCUUUGAACAGAUGUUAUUGUGAUGUGACAGUUAGAUUGAACUCUUUGAACAGAUUUUAUUGUGAUGUGACAGUUAUAUUGAACUCUUUGAACAGAUGUUAUUGUGAGUUACAGUUAGAUUGAACUCUUUCAACAGAUGUUAUUGGUAUGUGACAGUUACAUUGACCUCUUUGAACAGAUGUUAUGGGGAUGUCACAGUCAGAUUGAACUCUUUGAACAGAUGUUAUUGGGAUGUGACAGUCAGAUUGAACUCUUUGAACAGAUGUUAUUGGGAUGUGACAGUUAGAUUGGAUUAUUUGAACAGAUGUUUUGUGAUGUGACAGUUAGAUUGAACUCUUUGAACAGAUUUUAUUGUGAUGUGACAGUUAGAUUGGAUUAUUUGAACAGCUAUCGGGAUCAGACAGUUAGAUUGAACUCUUUUAACAGAUGUUAUUGUGAUGUGACAGUUAGAUUGAACUCUUUGAACAGAUGUUAUUGUGAUGUGACAGUUAGAUUGAACUCUUUGAACAGAUGUUAUUGUGAUGUGACAGUUAGAUUGAACUCUUGGAACAGAUGUUAUUGUGUGAUGUGACAGUUAGAGUGAACUCUUUGAACAGAUGUUAUUGGGAUGUGACAGUCAGAUUUAACUCUUUGAACAGAUGUUAUUGGGAUGUGACAGUCAGAUUUAACUCUUUGAACAGAUGUUAAUGGGAUGUGACAGACAGAUUGAACUCUUUGAACAGAUGUUAUUGGGAUGUGACAGUCAGAUUGAACUCUUUGAACAGAUGUUAUUGGGAUGUGACAGUCAGAUUGAACUCUUUGAACAGAAGACAAAAAUGUCAACACGAUCACAAAGUGUUUAUUUCUUUUGUUGAAAUUCAGUUUUCAACCUCGAUGUAAAAAGGACACUGGUCUAGUCAUUGAUUAAUUCAAGUGUGUUUUCAUUUGUUCCAGGUCACACUGGCCUCGUUGAGUCGGGACCACUUGAUGGUAAGUUGUAGCUUAAGGUUAUGUUAAAUAAUUAAUUUGAAGCUUAUUUUUACAAUUCUUCUAAAACACACUCAACCAAAAUACCCCCCCCCCCAAUCUUUGUUUUCUUCCAAAUUCAAAUUCAAUCCAUUUUCUUCCUCUAAUUUACAAAGUAAAAGUAAACAAUCCAUCAGUUCAUCUGUGUGGUGCGGCCUCAGUAGAACAGUGUUGGUACAUUUGUAGCACUCUCUAACCCUCUUUGAGUGAGCACGUGGUGUUUGGGUGACCAAUAAACGACUGGUCAGUUUGAGUGCACUAAACUAGAAAUAGCCCGCCAGACAGUGGCAGCGGAAUUGCGUGAACUUCCUAACCUACAAAAAGUAACUUGACGAAACAUGCGUUCAAGGGGGAGAAUAAGUUAAAAAAGCAUAGCCCAAAACUUUAGAAGAAUCCAAACUGAUGCGAACUUCUGGGAAUUAUAUUUUGAGCGCCUAUUGAGCACAGCGUAACAGCCAUAGAUACGUACCAGAAGAAGUAUUAGUUUAUGAUACUUUUCUGUUGUUGUUGUUUUAUGGGCAUUUGAUUAGACUCACGGCUCUGAGUUAAACAGGGAUUUUAUUUUAUUUACUGUGUGUAUUUAACUUGUCAGCCAUUUGGUGAUAUGUUUGAUUGACUCAUCAAGAACAGCUGCUUACAAUGCGAAGCUGAAAUGAGUAUACAGAGGUGUUUUCUAAUUUUUUUUAUUUUUUUUUUAAAAAGGGGUGAGGGUGGCUUUAAGUUAAGUUGAUCUUCUACUAACCCAGUGGUUCUCAACCUUCCUAAUGCUGUGACCGUUUAAUACAGUUCCUCAUGUUGUGGCGACCCCCAACCAUAAAACUUAUUUCGUUGCUCAUUCAUAAACAUGCCGUGUUUUCCGAUGGUGUCAAAUGACCGGUGUCAAUUAAAUUUUAGCAUCGAAUUUCUGAAAGAAACACUGGUUGUCACUUGACCUCAGAGCCAUCGUGUGGGCACAGCAACCCUUACAGGGGGCGGGGGGGGGGGUGGUUAGGGAGUGGAUGAAAUAUUUUAAGAGCUUUAAGUUGUGUUGUGGACACGUGUUUACUUGUCAACUUUCAAGGUGUGUGAGGAUGUAACGAAGACGUUGCACGAGGACUUGAAAGGUGAAGUGUCUCUGCUUUACCUGCAUGUGCUAUCAUGCAAUGGUUUUUUUAUAUAUCUAUAACUAAAUAGUAUUGUAGCUUUUAUUUUAAGUAUUGUGAGGGGUUAACUACUCAAUGAAGGAAUUUUCAACAAACCAAACCAAAAAGAAAUAAACCUUCCAAAACGAUUUCCAUCACAUAAAAGCAUUGCUGACAUUUCACAUGUUGAGCGCAAACCAUUGCUGACAUUUCACAUGUUGAGCGCAAACCAUUGCUAACUUUUCACAUGUUAAGCGCACAUUUAAAAAAAAAAAAACCACUACUUAUAAUAAUUACCUUAUCUAAACAUUUCCAACUAUUAACAGAGCCAAAAAGAAAACAAAAACUCUUUUAUAGAAAGUUCCAAACAUUUUUUAUGGGCUUUCUUCCAAACGGGUCAUUUUUACAAGUCUCUUCUAAAAAAAAAGAAUUUCUAAUAAAAUGUAUGGGUUGAUUUUUUUAAAUUAUUUUAAUAUUAAAAUGAGAAAAUCAGUUGGGGAUUAAAUAAAUAUGGGCUAAGUAUUUUUUUUCAUUUUUUUAUUAACUCUACUAUUGUCCAGGAAACGUGGCUACGAAAGUAGCACAUUUAAAGCAGAUAUAAAUGCUUUCGACUUAAUGAUAAUUGAUUAAACGUACUAUUUGUAUGCACCCGUUAAAUUCUUAAUUUUUUUUUUUAAAUAUAUAUAUAUAUAUAUCCAUUUUUUACAUUUACAUGUCAUCUAGCUUAACAUACACGCAACCGAGUACAUUUAAAAAUAUGCUAAUGUCAAUUUUUUUUUAAUUAUGAUAUUGUGAUAAAAUUUAUAAUGAACACUUGUCUUUUCUUUAAAAACCAUGCCUUUAUUAUGAAAUUAUAUCAUUUGAAAACAAGCUGCACAUAUUUGAUACUUAGCAAUAACUAUAAUAAAAAAAAUAUAGCCCUUGAUGAUGAUGUUAAGGUAGUUAAAUACCGUGUUAUUAAAGUCUCAGAAUCGGGCUCGGCCAAAUUUCGAAACAGUACGAUAUUUAAUAAUCGAAUAGUGUAAGUCUCUAACUCAACAAGAUUAGAUUUAAAUAUACGGAUACGUCAAAUAUAUCGAGCGUAUCGAUAUUUUCAUAGAUUCCUCUAACUGUAAUCGGUUCACGGCACCAGUUACUUUAAUAUUUAUAAAUAACAAUUUAGUCGUUUUUAUUAAAAAUAGACAGUUUCGUGGGAGGGGGGGGGGGGCAAAACUUAUGACCCACCACUGGUGGUAAUCCCGCUACUGGUGGUACUCCCCCUAGCUAUAGCACUGUGCACCACUGUUAAUUUGUUUUGUUUUUUUUAAAAAAAAAAGGGCGUGGGGGGGGGGGGGGGGGGGGGCAAAACUUAUGACCCACCACUGGUGGUAAUCCCGCUACUGGUGGUACUCACCCUAGCUAUAGCACUGUGCACCACUGUUAAUUUGUUUGAUACCUGACUUAUCAAAUUGAAUUUUUUUUAAUAUAAUCUUUGCUUACAUAGUGUUUGUCAAAUGUCCUGUAUAAAAUAUAAUUUUAAUGCAGAAUAACGUGUUUUUUACAAAUUAUUUCAGUGACAGUUCCUGAGGUGGCUCCUGUAGUAAGCAUUGGCAACUCAACCGUUCCAAACGAGGGCACCCAUUCGCUGACCUUACCGGAUAGAACUCUCAACACGACCAUCUACCUCAAGUGUAAGGUGCCUGGGGGCAGACUUCCGGUCUCCAACGUCACCUUGUCCUGCGAUUUUGGCCGAGGUGCCAGAAACAAGACAGUCCAGGGCAAUUCGGCCACCUUCGGCCUCAAGCUCUACGGCACGGGGUCCGCCAACUGCAGCUGUACGGCCGGACAUGCCAGUGGGCUCUACCACAAAGUAACUAAGUUUGCAUUGAACUACACAGGUACGCAGGAGGGUCUGUGUGGGGCAUCACAUUUUAAAACCAAACAGAAGAAAAAAGAAACAUUGCCGCUAUGUAAAAUUGUUGAUUAGGCUUAUACCGUAUAGAGUCAACGUACCAAAUUUUUUAUUUAACAUAUUUUCCAUUCAAACUCUGUCCGGUGUAUUAUUUACAUACAAUAUACCAGUAAAUGCAAAUUCCAGUAUUCCAUUAUGGUUAACGCUACUGAAAUGUUUAGAAACUGGACAAAGUGGUUGUUUGUUGAUGCUGUACAGAUGUUCUCUAAAACGGUCUCCGAGGCGACGAAGCGUCUCUCCUACGUAUGAUUUUCCGCCAUUUUUGCCAUGGAUGGUGUUAAUCACAUGACGACUUGUGUACGUAUAACCAUCUUUGAUACUGAUUAUUGCCAGAGGGAAAGUGAUCUUCUAAACUGAAAUCAUGAAGGGACAUGUGUUACAGUUGCUUCGGUUGAAAAUUUGUGUGACAAUAUUAUGUGCUUUAAAUAGCAGUGAGGUGGUUUCUGUCAAGCAUGUCACUAAGGCUCUUGUCCGUCCGGAGAUCGAAGUCGCAGAGGUUCCCAAAUAAAAACUUAUAAAUGAACCCCAAACACACACCACGUGAUCAUCUUGAAGUGCAAUGAUUAUAAAAAUUAUCAUCUUUUUUAUCAUUAAUCCCUCUGCCUUAACAUUUUGCAGCGGUCCCCUAUCCACCGGAGGCGGCCCCUCUUGUCAAGGUCGGCAGCCUCGUCCUUGCGGACAAAGACACCUUGACGUUGAAAUUAAACGCUACUUCCGCCAAGGUGUCCGUGGUGUGCAGCGUGCCAGGGGGCUACCCGCGGGUCAGCAAUGUCACGCUGACCUGCGGGGCCAAGAAGGCGACCAUCGGCCGGUCGCAGGCGGCCUUCACCGUCACGUACCGGAAGGAGAUGAGCGGGAAGUCCUGCGCGUGCGGGGGUGAUCACGUGACAGGCAACUACAACAGGACGUCAUCGUUCAUCCUAAGCGUUCAGUGUAAGUCGCCUACUCGGCCAUUGUGUAGUUUAGAGGGCUUACAAAAGAAGGGGUCUAUUCUAGCUAUGCAUCGUAAGGUUUGUAAAUCAACUUGCUUUUAACUAAGAUCUUUAGAUGCCUCUUGGUCAUUAGUCUUGGGCCGUUUAUAAACGAAUUCACGGGGCUGGGGUGGGGGCGGAGGGUCCACAAAAUCUGUGUGAUUCGAGUGUUUAGGUCUAGGCUGUGUAAUAUAGAUUGGUGAUGAUUUAUUUAAUUUGUAUUUUCAUUUUUUUUUUGUUGGGGGGUGGGGGAGGGAGUUAUUUUGGUAAAUAGCGUGACGUCAUUUAUUGAUAGAACUUUUUAAAAAAUAAAUUAAAUGGUAAUGAUUUUAUUGAAUUACUAAUGCACGUUGAGGUAUUACAUUUUGUGGACAAAUUUUUUGUAAUGUAUAUCUCUACUUCUGUUUCGCGACAAUCUAAAACAAAGUAAAUUUGAUAUUCAGCUCAUAUAGCAUUAACAUGUAAUUGAUUUAAUCAAAUUAGGUCGAUCCUCUAUUGACCUAUUGCGGGUGACCAUUUCGUUUCGCAUUCGCAUCUGGGGUUUAACAAAAAAAUUCGAUAGUGAACACAUCGCAGCAAAGAUAGGAUUUUGGGUCGCAUAUCAAACCAUAGCUUUCAUCGUGACACAAUAUUUCCCUCAUGUCUUGAUUUGAGCACUCGGUGAGAUUUUGAAAGCUGAAUUCUAGGAUUAAUUAUUGCUUUCCUUUUCUUAUUAUGUUGCUUUUGUAUAAUAUUGAAUAAGAUAAUCUGAAUAUAAUCAUUCAUCCUUCCACUGUUUUCUAAUACACGCCGAUUUGAAACUAAUUCUCCCUAAUUCUUAUCUCUGUCUCUCUCUUUCUCUCUCUUUCUCUCUCUUUCUCUUUCACUUCUAUCCAUCCAUCCAUCUAAUCAUCCAAUCCAUAAAUCUAUCCCAUCAAAUCCAGCACAUCCAAUCCAUGCAUAAUGAGUUUAGUCAGGCUAGUGAUGUUUAAUCCAUGUUGACCUUAAAGAAAGGCCUACUGGUUGUACGGUAAGAAAUGAGAUGUGCUUGUAAUCAAAAAAAGAAUUUUUAUAGUGAAUUAUUAUUUUUUCACUAACAGGACAUUGUAAACAAUCCUAACAAUGGAACUCGCACAAAAGAAAGACAACCUAAAUAGCUACCGCCCCUCGAAGUGAAAGCGAACGAAAUGACGUCAUUCAUUCUGCUGCAGAUUUGGCGCCAUUUUUAUAGCGCGACCUUUUUAUUUUAUUUAAAUCUCUUUUUUUUUUUUUUUUUUUUUUAAUUAUUUUUUUUUCUUUUUUUUUGGGGGGGGGGGGCGGUGGGACUUUUUCACCUUCAGUAAAUAAAGGAAUACAGUUUAACUGCAAGAAUAUAUUUUUUUUAUUUUUUUUUAAAUACCCGAUAAUUGCGUGGAGAUCUGUAAUUCUUUUUUUUUUAAAUGUGCUUACAACCCUUUAAUCAUUUUUUAUGAAAUGUUAAUAAAAUUGCUCAAGUGAAUAUUAUAUUAAAUAGCACAGGAAUGUUAACUGACACCAGUCUUCACUGACUUUCUUUCAAUUGUCAUCUUAAUUUUCUAUGGAAGAAAGAGAGAAUUGGUGCUGAUAUUGUAAAAGACUAAAUAAAGACUGCAUAUCUUUGAGACCGUCCAUAAAGUAUGUCACGCUCCAGAGGGGGGAGGGGGUGUAAGAAAGUGUGACAGCUUGUGACAGGGGGAAGUGGGGGGUGGGGGUCAGGCCAUGUUUGACGUCACACUUUAUUUUUUUUUUUUAUUUUAUUUCUUAUUUUUUUUUUUUUUUUUUUAGUAGAAUUUAAUAGGUUUAAAAAUAGUUUUUUUAAAAAUUGUGUGUAAUAUUUGUCAAAAUAGCAUGGAAUGCGUAUCUCCUGAAUGUGUUGUUCACGAUUCCUCUCGCUAGGAGCGCUAGUAUACUUUUGCGAAGUCUUAUUUUAUGUAUAGCCUUGCCGAGAUCAACAGGAGUUUUCAAAGUACAACUAUAUGAUCUUUACUGUCCAUCUUUGCAGACCAACUUACGUGAUCGAAUUUGCUAAGUAUGUCACUUAUACUUUGCCUCACAAACAAUGUCAAAGAAACAUGCCGGACAACACUGAGCUCGGGCUCGGGAGAAUGUGCCAGCCCAAACUGUUACAAAAUCAACUCAGAUGAAACGCAUCAGUCCUUUGAGAAUCGCUGCUAGAAGGCGAAGAGAACUCAUGGCAGUUAUUGCCAGAAGAGAAAGUGCACAUUCAGAGGAUGUUGAGUGGCUAGAUGAGGAUGUUGAGUGGCUAGAUGAGGAUGUUGAGUGGCUAGAUGAGGAUGUUGAGUGGCUAGA
Messenger RNA from Lymnaea stagnalis (great pond snail), 8186 nucleotides. Lineage: Eukaryota; Metazoa; Mollusca; Gastropoda; Lymnaeidae. The record is from the annotation of a GenBank genome assembly.